This is a messenger RNA of Drosophila melanogaster (fruit fly), 4980 nucleotides long. RefSeq names its product phospholipase D (gene Pld). Gene Ontology annotation, molecular function: catalytic activity; D-type glycerophospholipase activity; phosphatidylinositol binding. Lineage: Eukaryota; Metazoa; Arthropoda; Insecta; Diptera; Drosophilidae. The record is from RefSeq and is marked reviewed. Bases 824 to 4660 code for a protein of 1278 amino acids. The transcript has 9 exons. Gene Ontology annotation, cellular component: endomembrane system. Gene Ontology annotation, biological process: phosphatidic acid biosynthetic process; lipid metabolic process; intracellular signal transduction.
AGUUUGGUCAGUCAAGUGCGUUUUGCUAGGCGUGGAGUAAGAUGAACGCGAACAGAAACUUUUGAAUUUUGAAGUAAAAUUUAAAUUUAAGUGAAAGGUUCGAAGUAAUUGUUAAUUGAAAAAUAAAUCAAAUGCAGUUUAGCCUGAUCUGAGGAAAGAAAGAACGAGUGCUAAGCUCAAUGAACUUUCACUCUCCGCUCUCUCCCUAUACAUCGCGCUUCCAGCGAGAAAUCUCUGCUGAUCGUUCUCAUUUCCACGUUCGCUUGGCGUUUUGAUCAGUUUCGAAUUUGACUUAUAGCGACGCUGGUCGGAGCUCUCUCGGCAAACAAAAACCGUGACAAGCAAAGAUUUGAGCAAAGAUUUGCCCAGAAGGGGUCUUGCUCGACACCAAUAAUAAAAAUGCCGCGAUAGAAGUGUGUGUGCCAUUGACCAACAUUUUAAUAUUUUUAAAUUGUUUCUUGUGUGCUCACGAAACGUGUUCAUGUGGCGCCUCAAUUGAUUUGAUCUUAUUUCACCAAUUAUCAAAGUGUUAAGUCUGCCAUACGAAAGCAUUUAAAUGAAGUAAUACAUAUGUAUAAAUGUACAUAUAUACACUUAACCCACUGCUGAGGUCUCCAGCUUUCAGUGCCAGUUUGGAGUCCACGACGGAGAAGUUAAGCCACAACUUCUGGCAUCAGAUUAAGAGCUAAACCUAUUUCAGCAGUAGCCGCAAGCAUUUGAACACCCCACUGACGAUGUUUACCGGCCGGCGCACUAUGGCGGCUACGUUAACAGAGGCUACGAUGAUUUAGACAGUUCCUACUACUUUGCCCAGUACGAGGCGAUGGCAGAUGCCGGCACCGUUGGAGGCGCCUUGCCGCCCUACGCACUUACCAACUCGGACGAAGAACAUGGCAGCGGGGAAGAGGACGCGUCGGAGGAGAACUCCAACAAUGAAGAGGGAGAGGGAGUGUUCCGGGACUGCACAGACGAAGCGGUUGUCGAGCAUCAUAACCGCUGCCUGCCAGAAUUUCAGUUCUCUCUAGUCGAUUCUGAGUACGAUGAGACCCUCGCUUUUCCUGAUUCUGUGACCAUUCUAUCCAACGUGGGCGACAAGCCGGUGCUGGUGGAGCGCAAGGAGACGGACGAUGAUGAGGAGGAGUUCGACGACGAGGAAAACAACAGUGUAGUCCUGAGACACGAAAUACCAUUUACUAGCAUAUACGGGCCGAGCGUCAAGUUCAACUCGUUCCAGCGCAAGGUUUUCAUCCCGGGCCGUGAGAUUCAUGUUCGGAUCGUCGAUACGGAGCGUAGCGUCACUACACAUCUGCUAAACCCCAAUCUGUACACAAUCGAGCUGACCCACGGUCCCUUCAAGUGGACGAUCAAGCGGCGAUACAAGCACUUUAACUCGUUGCACCAGCAGCUCAGCUUUUUCCGCACCUCGCUCAACAUUCCUUUUCCCAGUCGCAGUCACAAGGAGAAGCGUACCACUUUGAAAGCCACAGCCAGAGAGAUGGCUGACGAGUCCACUCUAAAGGACCUUCCUUCUCACACCAAGGUCAAACAAACUAGCACUCCGCUGAGGGCUGAAGGCAGAAGCAGUAAAAUCGCGGGCAGUAACGCCAACAAUGCCAUGGCUAUGAUCAGUCCCAAUCACAGCUCCAUUCUGGCGGGUCUAACACCACGACGCAUUCAAAAGAAGCGCAAAAAAAAGAAGAAACGGAAGCUGCCGCGAUUCCCAAACCGUCCUGAGAGUCUGGUCACCGUAGAGAAUCUGAGCGUCAGAAUAAAACAGCUGGAGGACUACUUGUACAACCUGCUGAACAUCAGCUUGUACCGAUCUCACCAUGAAACGCUAAACUUCGUUGAAGUGUCUAAUGUGUCCUUUGUUCCGGGAAUGGGAAUUAAGGGCAAGGAAGGCGUGAUUUUAAAGCGAACUGGAUCAACGAGACCAGGGCAAGCAGGAUGCAAUUUUUUUGGGUGCUUUCAAAAGAACUGCUGUGUGCGCUGCAACUACUUUUGCUCCGACGUAGUUUGCGGCACGUGGCGGAACCGAUGGUUUUUCGUAAAAGAGACCUGCUUCGGCUACAUCCGUCCAACAGACGGAAGCAUCCGGGCAGUGAUCCUCUUUGAUCAGGGCUUCGACGUUUCCACGGGUAUCUAUCAGACGGGCAUGCGCAAGGGCUUGCAGGUACUGACGAACAACCGUCACAUUGUGCUCAAGUGCUGGACACGGCGUAAGUGUAAAGAGUGGAUGCAAUACCUCAAGAACACGGCCAACUCGUAUGCGCGCGACUUCACCCUGCCCAAUCCGCACAUGUCCUUCGCUCCGAUGCGCGCCAACACUCAUGCCACGUGGUAUGUGGACGGCGCCCAGUAUAUGUCAGCCGUGGCCGACGGCUUAGAGGCAGCCCUCGAGGAGAUCUAUAUUGCCGACUGGUGGCUCAGUCCCGAGAUAUACAUGAAGCGACCCGCACUCGACGGAGACUACUGGCGAUUGGACAAGAUCCUGUUGCGCAAGGCCGAACAGGGAGUGCGCGUCUUUGUGCUGCUCUACAAGGAGGUUGAAAUGGCACUUGGCAUAAACAGCUACUACAGCAAGUCCACGCUGGCCAAGCAUGAAAACAUCAAGGUCAUGCGUCAUCCGGACCAUGCUAGAGGAGGUAUUCUGCUUUGGGCACAUCACGAAAAGAUCGUCGUAAUCGACCAAACCUAUGCGUUUAUGGGAGGUAUUGAUUUGUGCUAUGGACGUUGGGAUGAUCACCACCAUCGGCUAACGGAUCUGGGUAGCAUAUCUACGUCAUCUUUUUCUGGCAGCACGCGUCGAACGCCAAGUUUGUACUUCACCAAAGACGACACGGACUCAGCUUUCGGAUCACGUAAGUCCUCGCGAAACGCUCACUACGAUACCUCCGCCAAGGAAAGGCCACCGUCCCCACCCCCGGAUGAGCCCAAUACUAGCAUAGAGUUGAAAACUCUUAAGCCUGGUGAUCGACUGCUUAUACCGUCUACGCUCGUUUCGAGUCCGGGUGAAACUCCCGCAGAAUCGGGAAUCGCUUUAGAAGGGAUGAAACUCAACACCCCUGAAAUGGAGCGUAAGAACGUACUCGAUCGCCUGAAGAACAACGCGAUGAAGGGCGCCCGUAUGGGCAAGGACUUUAUGCACCGUCUAACAGCUACUGAGACGGAGGAAAAAUCUGCGGAGGUGUACACUAUCGAGUCCGAGGAAGCUACGGACCACGAAGUCAACCUUAACAUGGCUUCAGGUGGGCAGGAAGUGGCGAUUACCACUAGCAGUACACAAAUACUCAGUGAGUUCUGCGGCCAGGCCAAGUACUGGUUCGGCAAGGAUUACUCCAACUUUAUACUUAAAGACUGGAUGAACCUAAACUCGCCGUUCGUGGAUAUCAUAGAUCGAACAACAACACCGCGGAUGCCAUGGCACGACGUGGGUCUGUGUGUGGUGGGUACUUCCGCUAGGGAUGUGGCCCGCCACUUCAUUCAGCGCUGGAAUGCCAUGAAGCUGGAGAAACUACGCGAUAACACGAGAUUCCCCUAUUUGAUGCCAAAAAGCUAUCACCAAGUGAGGCUCAAUCCGAACAUUCAGCAAAACCGUCAGCAACGGGUCACGUGCCAGCUACUUCGAAGCGUCUCUGCCUGGAGCUGCGGCUUUAUAGAGGCGGAUCUUGUGGAGCAAAGCAUCCACGAUGCCUACAUCCAGACGAUCACCAAGGCGCAGCACUACGUGUACAUCGAAAACCAAUUUUUUAUCACUAUGCAGUUAGGCAUGGGUGUGCCAGGUGCUUAUAACAAUGUGCGGAAUCAAAUCGGGGAAACACUCUUUAAACGGAUCGUUAGAGCGCACAAGGAACGGAAGCCUUUCCGAGUUUAUGUGAUUAUGCCGCUCCUACCGGGCUUUGAGGGUGAUGUCGGUGGCAGUACUGGGAUAGCAGUCAGAGCAAUUACACACUGGAACUAUGCGUCCAUUUCCAGGGGACGCACAUCAAUUUUGACCCGCCUGCAGGAGGCGGGUAUUGCCAAUCCGGAAAACUAUAUCUCAUUCCACAGCCUGCGCAACCAUUCUUUUUUGAAUAACACACCCAUAACAGAGUUGAUAUAUGUCCACUCAAAGCUCUUGAUAGCCGACGAUCGCGUUGUAAUCUGCGGUUCGGCAAACAUUAACGAUCGCUCUAUGAUCGGAAAGCGGGACUCCGAGAUAGCGGCUAUUCUAAUGGACGAGGAGUUCGAGGACGGACGCAUGAAUGGCAAGAAGUAUCCGAGCGGAGUGUUUGCCGGUCGCCUUCGAAAAUACCUUUUUAAAGAACACUUAGGCCUCCUGGAAAGCGAAGGUUCCAGUCGGUCUGACCUGGACAUUAACGAUCCUGUUUGUGAGAAGUUUUGGCACGGCACCUGGCGUAGGAUUUCAAUGCAGAACACAGAGAUUUACGACGAGGUGUUUAAGUGCAUCCCCACUGACUUUGUAAAAACCUUUGCCAGCCUUCGCAAAUACCAGGAGGAGCCGCCUCUUGCCAAAACCGCCCCUGAUCUAGCUGCCAACAGAGCCAACGACAUUCAGGGUUACUUGGUCGACCUGCCAUUGGAAUUUCUGAACAAGGAGGUUCUCACGCCGCCUGGAACUAGUAAGGAGGGCCUAAUCCCUACCUCUGUAUGGACAUAGUCUGUCAAAAGUGUCUAAGAUUUUAGAAAGCUUAAAAACCACUUACCAUUUACCACCCACCAAAAGCACUAUCUUUAACGAUGCCAAUGUCAAGUCAAACAUUUUGUAAAUAGUGUAUAAUAGCCGUAGAUAACUCUAGAUACUUUCAAGUACAUGUAGCUAUUCCUUACCAAUAGUUAAUUUAUUUUACAAUGUUUGUCUAUGUCCUCAAGUAGUUUUAAGAUUUUUGUUAUUAUUUUGUAUGAUGUUAAACAGUAUUUUAGACCGAUUUACACAAGUUUAUUAAAGUGAUAUGAAGUGCAAAUGAAGAACUGCAACAU